AUGCUGGAGAAAUUGAUUCACCAAAAGUAAGAUAAAUUACCAAAGGAUUCAAAAGUACCUAAGAAAAAUGCCAAUUUUAAUGAAUAUUUAAAGGAGGUUGAUCGCAAAAUAGAGCUUUUGGAGAUUACCUUAAAUUAAAAUACUUAAAAUCCAGCAAUUAAUAAGAGAGAUUCACUCAGGAUAUCAGAUGAUGACAUCUGUCUUUUAAAUGAGGAAUCUAGUUUACUUAGCACACUUAAUAACCUUUAAAGUCCUUUAGACGGCCAUCAAGAGUUUGAUUUUGAUAAAUACUUCCGAUAAUAUGGAGGAAGCGCAAAUACUGAUAGCAUUAGAAAUAUAGAUGCUUUCGAUAAAUAAUUACAAUUAAAUCAACCCAUUCAAAAAGAAAACAUGCUUGCUCAAUAAAAUGUCCAUAAUUAAUCUAGAGGGCUUAUUCCCGCCUCAAAUAACCAUAUCAUCUAUUCAAAUCAAAAUGGAAACAAUUAAAGCUAAGUUCAAACCAUUCCAAUAAAUAUAAAUAAAACGGAAUCCCCAAGAACAACUGGGAACUUUAAUUAUAACAAGUAAUUUAUAGAGGUUGGGGAUAUUAGUGAAAUAGCGGAGGCAAUGGAGGAGGAAGAGGAUAAUGAAAGCUAGUAUAUAGAUAAAAAGCGUUAAAUUAUCAAGAGCAGAUUGAUAAGUGGAGAUUGUUCAGUUAUUCAAAAUUCAGAUAUUCAAUCUCAUCUUAGCUCUGUAAUUUUACAGCAUGCUUCUAACUAUUAAGGUCUAGAAGAGGAGGAAGAUGAGCGAAAAGAAAGAAAAACAUCAUUAACUAUCUCUCAAUAGAAUAGAUGUUAGCAAGAUUCAAGUCUAUAUAGAAGAAAUUCAUUGAAAGAAGACUUUAUCCUUUUUAUUGAGAAUGAAGAAGAUAUAAAAAUUAUAGACAUUAAGCAGACCCAAUAUUAAAGUCAUUUUCCUGGCAUUUAGAAUGCCCAAUAAUCUCAAAGUGGCAUUUCUGCAUCAGAAAUAGACUUAGCAUCUUCGAAUUAGUCAUAAUACUAUUCAAAUUAGGAAAGGAUGUAGAAGUACUCACCAUAGUAUGGGAAUAAGCCCGAGGCUAAAUAGAUUCAGCAGACUAAAUAGCAAUAAAUAGUUGAUAUUAAAUUUAAAAUCAUUCCAACAUCUAGGCAAAAGCCUGCAUUAAAUCAGCCAAGAUUGCAUUUGAAGCAGAGUCAAUAGAAAUUUUAAAUGGACUUAUAACAAAAAUCUUAGAAAAUUCUGCAAAAACUAGAAUCUUUUACUAAAUAACAGCAAGAUUUAAAUUAGAUCGCGAAUUUAAAAAAGGGAGAUAAUCUUAAUAGUAGAAAUAAGGGUUAAAAAUCUGUACUUUAACCAUCAUCUACCAGCUAUAACUUGCUUAACGCUAAGCCUACAUCCAUUGUGGCAAAGCAUAGUUAGAGUCAAAUUAAAAUAACCUUAAAGCACCCAACUUAAUCAGUUAUUUAAUAAUAAACAACAUCUAGCUUAAUUUCUGUAAAUCAAACCAAACUAGAUCUAGGUCGAAAAAGAUCUCCAAAUACAAGAAUUUCUGAUAACUUUCAUUAGAAGCGGCAAUUAGGUUCUAAUAAUAAAUGCUAAACUUCAAGGAAUAAUAUUGAUAAUUUAGCAAUAUCUUUGAAACAAUAGGAUGCAAGCUAAUAAUUUGAGCAAUUUUAUGAUUAAGAGACCUCCUCCAUUUUGAAAAAUUAUGUAACCUAAGACAAUAGAUCAAUAACUCGAUUUGAUUAGCAAGAGUAUAAUAUGUCACUGCUAUAUAAGCAAACAGGAAAUAUACUUCAAAGAUCAUCAAGGUCACCAUAACCAUUCCAAAGAGGAGAAAUAUCAAAGACUGAUUAUUUUUCAUAGAGCAAGAAGAGUCUAACAAAUCUGUAAAAUUAAAAGCAAUAGCAAAAUGCUACAUCAUAACCAAUUGUAGAGAAUCAAAGAAAGCCUAGAAAGGCAAAAGUGAAUUUUAUCAGAAGAAAUUUGACUUAGAGAAAUAUAAUAGGUCGAAUUGUAAAGGAUAGAAGUCCAGCACCACCAAGUAGGAACAAACUUUUAGAGGACAAAAGUUUCCAAAACUUAAGGAGAAUGAGCAAAGGAUUUCUUUCAGAAAGACCAACAAGCGAUGAUGAAACGGACAGAGGAGAUAUCAGUAACACUAGAGAAAUACAGAGGACAAUGAUAUACACCACUGAUGCUGCUUCAGAAUUCGAUUUGAAGAAAAGACUAAGUCAUUGUAACAUUGCUAACGGAACAUCGUUUGAUGGAGAAUCAAAUUCAUCUUUAGUUUAAUUGAAAUCACUAGAUCUGAUAAAUGAUUUUGUCAAUAAAAUGGGAAAUAAUAUGGCAAGCUAAAAAUGUGAAUUAAAAAAUGAUCUUUUGACUAAAUCAAGAUGCGACCAAGAAUUUGAGCGAGUUCUUCAGGAUCUCGAGCUAAACAAAAAAGAAAAGCCUCAAUCAAAACAUUAACUCUAUAAAAUUCUUUCUCAAACUCCACAUCCUCAUCUCUACCCAAUGAAGGUAGCAGGAACCAAGAAAUAUUCUUAAUAAAUUUCUCCUAAUAUGUCGACUAGUAUUCCUUUCGGGAGAGGUGAUUUGAGCACUACUAAUUACAACUCCCAGAGCAUUACUCAAUCUAGAAUAGGAGGUACAAAUGCUGGAGGUCCAACUCCAGUAUCUCCAGCAAAACACAAUAUCAGUCAUUCGAAGCUAAAAACAAUUUACUCUCAGCAUCGAUCUAGUCCCUCCAUGAAGACAUUAAUGUCAUUAAAAUCAAUGAAUACCACUCAUAAGAGAGCUGAUUCUCUAAUAAACAAGAAUACUUCUUAUCUUUAGCUGUAAGUAGGAGUAAAAAACCAAAAUCUUAAUGGAGAACUUUCCUAUAAGCAAGAUUUUCACAAGAAUAUAUUUUUCCCUCUCAUUGUAAACAAGAAUAUUAUUGCCGCAGAAUCAGAUGAAACUUAAAGUGUUGAAACGAGUAAACUUUAAAUGCAAAAUGGCGAUGCCUCACUCUUUUAAAAUCACCCCUACUAUCAAGAUUUUGAGCAUAAGAUGCACGAUUACCUAUAACUCAAUAAGAUUGACAAAGCUAUUAACAUACUCGAUGAAGACUUAAAUGAUGAUCCCCAGAAACAGAUUAUAGAGGCCUUCAAGAAUUCUACAUUAUUUUAAGAUUUAAUUAGAAAAAAUAAUGGAAUUGUUGAGGACAAUGGAUAAGUUUAUAAUCUUAGAAAUAAUGAAGAAAUGGUCAGAUAUGUUAACAGAGAAAUAGAAAAUAAGGAGAAAACUUAUGAUGCUUAAGAUACUCAAUAGCUAGUAUAUAAUAGAAGGCAAAUCAAGUAUCUUUUCAGUUCCCUGAUAGAGAAAAACUAUGAAUAACAAAUGAAGCCUGACUAUGAAAAGCAGUUUCAAAAUGACUUAUUCAAGACUACUGCUUAAAAUGAUUAUGAGAAUCAAUAAAGCCUGAUUAAGAAAUCAAAAAAAUUAGACCUCUUUGAUCCUUUAAAGGUCCUAGACUACUACUAGCAGAGUAAGAAUCAUAAAAUUGCUUAAGCAUAGGAAGAUGAAAUUAAGAACAAAAUUAUCGAAUUCGCAAGGGGAUUAGAAAUGGAUAAAAAUAAAGACUAUGAAAAAUUGAGAUAAAAAUUUCAUCUCACUUAUAAUUUCAGUCAUAAGGAUUAACUUGAAGGAGAAGAUCCUAAUUCAAUCAAGAAGUAGCUAGCAAGAUUCCUCUCAGAAUAGAAGCUAAAAGUUGAUUUAGUUGAUCACUCUGAAGAAGUUGGAAGGGGAGUUUUCUUUGAUGAAAAUAACAAAAUGAUAGAUUAUGACUAGUAUAUUCAGAAAGAUAAGACAACUUUGGGCUCAAACAGAAAUGUGGAUCAAUACUAUCUCAAUAAUGAUAAUUACAAAGAUGAUGUGCCCUUUGAUCUAUAUAAUAUGGUCAGUCUGGCUAAGAGGAUCGAUUUUAAAACUAAACUUGACUUAAACCUUGCAGAUAUAACUAAAGAUAUCAUAAAGAGCUAAUUCGAUGAGAAAAACGAAUUAAACACAAUAUAAGACUUAGCAAGGAAGCAUUUACCGAAGGAAAUCAUUGAGGAAGACGGAUAAUUCUAUAUUCAAAGUAUAACAGAUUUAGAAUAAAAUAAGAGUGCAAAGAAAAAUGAAGCUGGUCAAUCCAAAUUAGAAUUAGAGUAAAAUGCAAUGAAAAAAUCUAGUUCAAGCAGGAAUUUCAUCGAAAAUAUUAAAAACAACAGCCAAUAGUAAUCAGAUGAUCUAAGCUAGUAAUAAAUGCCCAGGAGUAAAUACAAUAAGUGGUAUAUAAAUGCAAACCAUAGAUUUUAGAAAGAAAUUAAUCUGAAUAAGCAGCCAGGUAUUAAGGUAUUUGAUGCUUAGAAAUUCAAAAAUUCCAGUGAGCUAAAAAAAUCAGGGUUCAUCCCAUAUUUUAAAUUUGGAAAGUAUACUCAGUAUGAUAUACAGCAAGACCAUGAACUAAAGGAUGCAAUGGCUAAAUAUCAAAAUAUCUAAAAGCACUUGAAAGACAACGAGAUUGCUCUCGUUUAUAAGAAUUACCUAUCUGAGAAGAAAGGAGGAGAUAAAUUCUUACCAAACUACUUAAAGAAACUUAAGCCAAUUACACCAAAGAAUAAAAAUAAUAAAAAAGAUGAUUUCUUCAGUUGA
This is a messenger RNA of Stylonychia lemnae, 4698 nucleotides long. NCBI's taxonomy places the organism in Eukaryota, Ciliophora, Spirotrichea, Sporadotrichida, Oxytrichidae. The record is from the annotation of a GenBank genome assembly.